GAGUUACGGCUAAACUCAUACGUCUCGAGACUUGAGGAUUUGAGCCCUGAAAUGAGGAAAAAAGUGAGAACUUUAGCGAUGAUUGAGUUGUCAACAGUUCUCGACAUGUAUGGACUCGAGUUUGAAAAGACUAAGUCUAAGAAAUCCAAGAAAAGGAUAAAAAAGAACUCAGAGAAUGUGUUAUUCGGAGUCCCUUUGGAGCAGAUAUACGGCACAGAUCUCAGACGUGACAGCGGAUCCACUCUGCCAUCCAUAUUGAAAAUCUUAUUUAAUUACAUCCGAAUGAAUGGUCUUCACGAGGAGGGGAUCUUCCGAAUCAAUGGGUCCCAGAAUAGAGUACUGGUCCUCAAACAAGAGUUGGAGCGACUCUUCCACUUGUAUUACACCAAUGGUUACAAAGAG
Oppiella nova is the source of this 402-nucleotide messenger RNA. The record is from the annotation of a GenBank genome assembly. NCBI's taxonomy places the organism in Eukaryota, Metazoa, Arthropoda, Arachnida, Sarcoptiformes, Oppiidae.